AUGGCAAAAAAAUACGAAGGACGUGCUGUGGGAAUAGACCUUGGAACAACAUAUUCUUGUGUUGCUGUGUGGAUGGACCAUCACAACAGAGUUGAGAUCAUACACAAUGAUCAAGGAAAUAGAACAACACCUUCUUUUGUUGCUUUCACUGAUGAUCAAAGGUUGAUUGGUGAUGCUGCUAAGAAUCAAGUUGCAACUAACACAGGAAACACAGUCUUUGAUGCUAAAAGGUUAAUUGGUAAAAAGUUUAGUGAUACAGUGGUUCAAAAAGAUAUUAUGUGGUGGCCAUUCAAGGUUAUUUCUGGACUGAAUGACAAACCCAUGAUUACCCUCAUGUAUAAUGGUGAAGAGAAGCAAUUUUGUGCUGAGGAAAUAUCAUCCAUGGUCCUCGCAAAAAUGCGAGAGGUUGCAGAGGCAUAUCUAGGGUCGGCCGUCAAGAAUGCUGUUGUUACUGUGCCGGCUUACUUCAAUGAUUCUCAAAGAAAAGCCACAGUAGAUGCUGGUGUCAUUGCUGGCCUUAAUGUGAUUCGAAUAAUUAAUGAACCUACUGCUGCCGCUAUUGCAUAUGGUCUUGAUAAGAGAAGUGAAUAUGACCGUAAACGGAAUAUUUUUGUGUUUGAUCUUGGUGGUGGUACUUUUGACGUAUCUAUCCUCACAAUCACGGGCGAUGUCUUUGAAGUAAAAGCCACGGCUGGAGACACUCAUCUUGGAGGAGAGGACUUUGAUAGCAGAUUGGUGAAUUAUUUUGUAGAGGAGUUCAAAAAGAAGAAUAGAGUGGACAUUAGUGUGAACUCAAGAGCCUUAAGAAGGUUGAGAACUGCCUGUGAGAAGGCCAAAAGGAUACUAUCUUUUGUUUUCGUCACCAAUGUUGAGGUAGACUCUUUAUUUCAGGGAAUUGACUUUUCUUCAUCAUUAACUCGUGCCAAGUUUGAGGAAAUUAAUAUGGACCUCUUUAAUGAGUGUAUGAAAACAGUUGAAAGUUGUCUUAAUGACUCAAAGGUAGACAUGAGUGAUAUUGAUGAUGUUGUUCUUGUGGGUGGCUCGUCUAGGAUUCCCAAAGUGCAAGAUAUGUUGCAAGACUUUUUCAAGGGAAAAGAUUUGUGCAAGACUAUCAACCCCGACGAGGCAGUUGCUUAUGGUGCAGCUGUUCAGGCUGCUAUUUUGAGCGAAGGCUUUAAGAAUGUCCCAAACUUAGUGCUGCGAGAUGUUACCCCAUUAUCACUUGGUAUCUCGGCAGACACUGGUGGUGUGAUGAGUGUGGUGAUUCCUAGGAACACUACCAUACCUGUCAAGAAGUCUAGAGGAUAUGCUACAGCUAUAGAUAACCAUUGCAUUGUCCCAAUUAAGGUUUAUGAAGGUGAGAGAGCAAGAGCCUCAGACAACAAUCUACUUGGGCUGUUUAACCUUUCUUGCCUUCCAGGUACUCCUCGGGGCCAGCCCUUAGAUGUAUGCUUUGCCAUUGAUGAUAAUGGUAUACUAAUUGUUUCUGCUAAGGAAAUAUCUACGGGCAAUACAAACGAGAUCACCAUAACCAAUGACAAAGAAAGGCUGUCAACAUUCGAGAUUAAAAAAAUGAUUGAAGAUGCUGAAACAUACCAAGCGGAAGAUAAGAAAUUUUUGAGGAAGGCCGAGGUAAUGAGUGCAUUGGAUUCUUGUGUUUACAAUCUGAAGAAUGCUUUGAAGAAUGACCAUUAUUUAAUGCUCUCCUUUCAAAAAAGUGAGAAGAUCAACAAUGCAAUUACUGUGGCUACAAAUUUGCUUGAUAAGAAUAACAAACAGAAAGAAGUGGAGGUUCUUGAGGAUCAUCUGAAGGAGCUGGAGAGCAUGCUGAAAAAUCUUCAAGUCCAGACUGGCUAG
Vicia faba (fava bean) is the source of this 1857-nucleotide messenger RNA. The record is from the annotation of a GenBank genome assembly. Lineage: Eukaryota; Viridiplantae; Streptophyta; Magnoliopsida; Fabales; Fabaceae.